Diachasma alloeum is the source of this 653-nucleotide messenger RNA. RefSeq lists its product as uncharacterized. The transcript is spliced from 5 exons. The record is from RefSeq and is a predicted model, not a curated record. NCBI's taxonomy places the organism in Eukaryota, Metazoa, Arthropoda, Insecta, Hymenoptera, Braconidae. Bases 150 to 653 code for a protein of 167 amino acids.
UCGCAUCGUUUGAAGUGUGAACUUAAAUCACCCUCAGUUUCAAUACCACACUCAAGUGCUCUAAUAGUGAUCGUGAAUUCCUCGAAACCUCCGAGUUUCAAUAUUCAACGUGUAAAUUAAAUAUUUAACUCCGUUCAUUUUCAGAAAACAUGAAUCACAGUCAAUCGACCAUCAAAAUGACAUCUCACUUCAUGUCCGCUCAGGUGAUUCUCGGUACCUGUCUGACGAUAGCCGUACUCUCAUGCGGGAUGAUCACUGUACAAGCUGAUGAUGAAGUACCGGCGUUCUUCCUCAAAAUCGCGAAGAAUGUACCCAGAAUCGGACGCAGUGACAAGUAUCACGAGUACUUCUUGAAGCAAGCGAAGAAUGUGCCGAGAAUGGGGAAGCGAGAGGAUUAUGAUCAAAUUGCAGAAUCCUUUUACAAUAAUCGGGAACCGUUCGCCCAACGUCAGAAGCGAAUGGUCAGUCAUGCAAGUGCCGGAGGUUUGGAUUCUUCGACAUGGGGCCACUUUCCACUAGCCAUCGAGGGUCCUCCCGAGCUUUGGCGCGCACUAGCUUCUUACGCCAGUGAUCGGUACGGCACAUCUUCUGUGAAUGAGAUUAACAAUGAUCUUUGGUCGAGGGACAAGCGAUCACCCCCACCAUCCCCAUAA